Drosophila mojavensis is the source of this 6324-nucleotide messenger RNA. It is a transcript of the gene velo, whose product is annotated as sentrin-specific protease 6. The record is from RefSeq and is a predicted model, not a curated record. Gene Ontology annotation, cellular component: nucleus; cytoplasm. The transcript is spliced from 9 exons. Gene Ontology annotation, biological process: protein desumoylation. Lineage: Eukaryota; Metazoa; Arthropoda; Insecta; Diptera; Drosophilidae. Gene Ontology annotation, molecular function: SUMO-specific endopeptidase activity. Bases 606 to 6098 code for a protein of 1830 amino acids.
CUCCUUUCGCGCUGCACAAGACAUCGUUCAAAUUGCCAUUAAUUCGAAUUUAAAUUAUCAAAAUAAAGCGUGCAUUAAGACAAGUCAAUUAUGCGGUCAUUGUGUUUUAUGAAGGCAAACGUGUCGGACACACGAUUUGUCAGGAAAAUUGUGAAAAUUAGGAAAACUCCAGUGAUAAGUGGCUUGCGGGCAUUUAGUGGUCCCUCAAAAUUGACUCACUGCCCUACAUGUCAAAUAGUGGUACCACUAUACAUUAGACGUAAACGCGCCAGAAGCAAACGUCGAUAAAAGUGCGAAACAAAACGCAACACUGAAAAUGUUUGUAAACAGCUGCUGGCCAAAAGACCGCCAGAUGGCGUGGCCUCACCUCGCUUGUUGGCAUUGCCAGCAGCGAGUAAACGCCAUAUUUGAUUCUUCCUCAUCGCUGUGGUGUUUGUUAAAGAAAGCGAAUUUUCAUGUCCAAGCAUCUGAGGCAUAUAUUGACUGAAAUUCACAGAUAAAACAAAAUGAUUUGAAUUUAAUGUGCAAAUGUGUCUGUGUAUACAAUCGUGAGUUGUAAGGCUUAGGAGCAGCAACUACUGGCCAAAGCCCAAAAAGUGCUCGCCAUGGAACAGUACAUAGUACAUAGCAAUAGUGAGGACAUGGAAAUGAAACCCGUCUACUCCGACCUGCAAGUGGUGCAAGUGCCGCACGACGAAGUGAGUUCUCUUGUGCUACAGGACGAUCAGCAGCUCGUGUUCAGUGAUCAGCAGCAAGUGGUCUACCAGACCGCUGCCCCCGCGCAGUAUCAACAGCCGCAGCAGACUGCGACGGCUAGCCACUAUAUUAUAGGCGCCGAGUUGCAGCAGCAACAGCAGCAGGACGUGCAACAGCAACAACAACAACAGCAACAAGUGGUGAUGCAUCACCAACAUCAGCAGGUGCACUAUCAGCAGCAACAACAGGAAGUGCAGCAGCAGCAACAGUUGCGUCUGGAGCAACAGCAGCAAUAUGUGCAACAACCCGCCAUUCAACACACCCAGCAAAUCUACUACACAUCCGAUCAAGUGCUGCAGCCCAACACGAUUGUGCAGCACGCCUCAAUGCAGCAACUGCAACAGCAGCAGCAACAAAAGAAGCAGCAGCAAGUGCUGCAACAGCAACAUCAGCAGCAAUAUCAACAGCAACAGCACACCGCCUACCAGCAGCAAACGACACCCCUGGUACAAGCGGCACCCCAACAGCAGCAACAGUUGCUACAAAGUCCGCAACAUCAGCAGCAAACCCUGCAGCUACAGACAUCGCCAGCACAACAGCAACAGCCACAGCAGCAUCCACAGAUCGUCUACCGCAUGACAACGACGCAGCAACAGCAACGACAAAUAAGCAUGCUCAACAACACGCAUGUGAUUGUGCAACAGCCCACUGGACAACAGGUGCUAAUACAGGCUCCACAGCACCAGGAGCUGAUUAUGCGUCAGGCGACUGGUAUACCGCAACAGGGAAUCAAUAUUCAUGCUUAUAACAAUCGCGUGGUAUACACUACAUCGCCGCAGCAGCAACAGCAGCAGCAGCACGUACUGCAGCAACACGUGCAGCAGCAACAACAACAGCAGCAACAACUCCAUCUACAGGCACAAACCACACAUCUGGUGCAGACACGAGUGGUACCACAGCAGACGGGCAACGUCGUUUAUCAGCAAGUGCAGUUGCCCAAACCCACGUUACAGCAGCAACAGCAACCUCAACAGCAGCAGCAACAACAGCAACAACAGCAGCAACAACAACAACAACAGCAGCAGCAACAAGCACAGGGGCAAGUACAGGUGCAGCAACCCCAGCUAGUGACCACAGGCACACAACUUGUGCGUUCCUCCUUCCGCGGCAAAGCGACCCGUGGGGGUGCCAUCAUAGCCAGACAACCGACUGGCACUGUGAUAGCAGCACGCCCAGCCCUAGCACCCACUAUUGUCCGGCAGAUGCGGCCGCGUGGCGGCCUUCAGACAGUUACCGGUGGCAUUGUGCGCAGUGUACGUCCACAGGGUGUGAGGCCCAAUCGAACCCAGCUUGUGGUGCAGACAACGGCUUCCGGCGACGGACAGACCAUGCAGCUGGUGACUCAGCCACAGAUGGCCAAGCAAAUAACCAUAACGAACUUGGGUCAGCCUACGGUAACGGCACCAGGACAGCAGAUGCAGCCGCGCCACAUCUACAGACAUGUAGUGAGCGAGGCGGGCCCCAACCCCCAGCAACAGCAGCAGCAGCACCAGCAGAUGGUCCUGAUGCGCCAACAACCAAUUCGUUAUCGACCAGCUCCAGCGCAAACGGCUGCGGCGCCUGCGCCCAAUACGAACACAAUGGGGCUGGAUCUGGAGGAGAGCAUACAAGCCGUGAUGGUCAAGAAGGAUCCGCAGCAGCAACAGAAGGCAGCGCCAGGAACUAUGCAAAUGCAACUGCCGCCAGCGGGGAAUACCACAUUGACCACCUACUAUCAGCAGAGCUCAGCCACCAACAGCAGUAGUGAAGAAGAACAACAACAGCAGCAGCAGCAGCAGCAACAACAACAACAACAGCAGCAGCAACAACCACAUCAACUUCAGCAGCAGCAACAGCAACAACAAACGCAGCAGCCUGGUGUGAGGACAGCUAGUGGCGCCACCAUGAGUCUUUCGGAAUAUAAAAAGCGCCAGACCAUGGCCAGUUCGCCGGCUCCUCAAGCUCCGACUACCACCGGACCGACAGUCAUGCGACCAGCACCUGCGCCUGGAACUCUGGUUCGAUCGGUGCCCAAGUUGGUGCCACAGCCUCAAGCGGCACAGCAGCAGCAGCAGCAGCCCAAUUCGACCGUGGCGCGAAUCAUGCCCCAGCAACGAGUGCUUGCCACAGCGCCAACGCCUCCACACGCUUCCUCUGUGCAGCAGACGUCACACAACAACUACGAGAUUCAUUCGCAGCACGUAUUGAAUAAUCGAGCGGGACAGCCCAUCGCGGAUCGGGAUCGCAACAGUGCCAAGAUGUUGGUCAUCCUAGCAUCCGGAGAGCAGCGAUUGAUAACAUUCACACUGCCGCGAGAGUCGUGCACCGUACAGGAUCUGCUGGAGCAGGUUUGUGUGCCCUUCGACAAUACCACCACCAUUCAGUGUGUAGAGCAUCACGGCGCCAACGUGGACUUUGUGGUUACGGUGGGCUUUUCCGUCAACGAAUCUGCCAGCGAGCUAAUCUCUCGCGCUGAGGAGAGUCUUCAGAUGAAUCGGCAGCAGGAGAACGCCGCCGCAGCAGCAGCAGCAGCGGCGGCAGCCUCAACAGGAACAACAGCAACAACAACCACCACACCUGCCUACAAUCCACAAUCGUCAGCAACCAAUUCUGGAGUUACGGAUCAGGCUAAGCGGGAUGCAGCAGCUACCAGCACAAGCUCCGCUUCUCCGGCUGUGAAUGCACCAUCGGACGGUCCCAAGUUGAUCGACGGCUACUAUGCUGUCUGUCAGUUGUGCGGAUUCACAGGCAUGGAUCAUGCCAAGUGCGAGAGAUGCAGACGCGUUUUCCAGGAGCCACCCAAGCGAAAAGCCUAUGUAACUAAGCCUUCGAAUGCAACUGCAGCAGCGAUAGGUGGAACAGGAUCAUUGACAGGCGACUCAGCAACGGCUGCGGAUAAGAAGCGUGAGCUGACACGUCUCAACAAGCAGGUGGUCGGCGUUGGCUCCUUUACCCCGGGAUCAGCCACCGUGCGAGGCAGAGGCAUGGCCAUCAGAGGCGGACGGACGCGCAGCGGUCGAAGAGUCGCCGAGGCUGAUCCAGUUGUCUUGCUCAGCAGUGAGGAUGAAGCUGAACAGGACGAUUCCAAUGGCAACGCUGGCAGUUUUCCCGCCCACAAUGCAAAACGUAAUUCUAAUGGAAAUGUUAAUCAACUGCCUGCCGCCUUCGCCUGUGAUCCAGUGCUAGCCGACGUAGACGAGGAAGCUCUGUAUAAAGACUUUGUGCGAGGCGAUGUUACUGAUUUAGCCGAUCUUCCCGAAGGCGAGACGUUCACCACCGAAUUGACCUGCAAAUGCCUGCGUCUGAUGCCAUAUCGUUUUACGGUAACAGAGCCGAUAAUAUUCACCUCUAAGGGCGUUCGCAUUGCUGGCGUGCUGCCCGAUAAGGAUGAGAAAUUCGUCUUGAACAUCUACAAACACGAGGUUAUAAAGGUUAUUGCACACUUCGCCAGCUACGAGCAGGCCCAGCCUCUGGUCACGCUCUAUAUGCUGAAAACAUGCGCUCAGUAUGUGAAGUCUCAGCUGCAGCUACCUGAAGAUACACCCAACGAACAGUUCGGUAUCAAGUGGAAUGGCAGCUUUCAUGAGCGCCGUUUGAUAUUGCUCUUCGACACGAUCAGCGUUUCGGCACGCGAGACUCUUAAGUCUAUGUUUAGUUUCCUGGAUGAAAUUUCAGCGCGGGAUGCAGCAGAAAUAUUAGAACGUAUCGCCGACUCGGAUCGCAAGGCACUAGACAAGCCCAUGCAACAGGCCCCGCGUCAGCUUCGUCCCGAUGAGCAGGUUAGUCUGCUGAUGUACCCGCCUAAGGGCACUGGUGGACUGUGCAUACGCAUGGAGGAUUACGUAUGCUUGACCAAGGAGUCGUAUUUGAAUGACAUUAUUAUUGAUUUUUAUCUGCUCUGGCUGCGCAACACGCUGAUACCAGAGGCUCAACGUGAACGUACUCACAUAUUCAGUACAUUCUUUUAUAAGCGUCUCACAACCCUAACUCGACCAACGGACGUUAAGCAGACGGCGGCACAAAAGCGUCAUGCUCGUGUCCAGAAAUGGACAAAAGUCGUGGAUAUAUUUGAUAAGGACUUCAUCAUAGUGCCCAUUAACGAGCAAUCACAUUGGUUUCUCGCCAUCAUUUGCUUCCCCUGUCUAAAAGGUCCCGUCACCUUCGAUACGAAUCAGCCCGUGGAGCCGCAGCAUUUGAAGCGUGCACGAGGCAAAAAGAUUGCUCUGCAGAUCGGCAACACAACAAUCACGCCGCUGUCCAAGCGAGAAACUGUCACAUUGCCGACCAUGCCCAGCGAAAUAUGUAGGAUAGCCGACGACGAGAGCGAACGCGAUGAGGCCGAAGGCGAUGAUAGCGACAUGGCAUCAGAGGUUAGUGAAAAUUCAAAUCCACCCAUCAGCAAGGAUACAACAGCUGCUGCAGCAGCUACACCUGCGCCCGCGACAAGUUCUGGCCCCGCACGAGCCACAAACGAGGAUGUGCCGGCUGUAAAGCAGCCUUUGAUAUUAAUAUUUGACUCUUUGGCGGGCGCGUCUCGAAGUCGAGUUGUGGCUACGCUGCGUGAUUAUUUGACAUGCGAAUACAAGGUGAAGAAGCCGGAUGCGCAGGCGCACGUAUUCAAUAAGGAUAACAUGCCCGGACAUUGCGUCAAAGUGCCGCAACAGAACAAUUUUACGGACUGCGGACUCUAUCUGCUGCAGUAUGUGGAGCAAUUCUUCAAGGAUCCCAUUAAGGAUUAUAGAUUACCCAUUAAACAACUGACCAAUUGGUUCGAUUACCUAACUGUGACCAAGAAACGUGAAGACAUUGCCCAGCUAAUACAGCAGCUGAUGGAUGAGAACAAUGCACACCAGACGCGACUCAUUUUGCCGGUUAUCGAGUUUCCCACACUCAAUGGCCAGUUGGUGGAGUAUCCCGAAGAGACGGAGAGCGCUGAGUUUGAGGAAGAGGAAGGCCACGACGAGGAGGAGCAGACUAGCGAUGUGCAUGAUGAUAAUACGGCCACUGAAAUGGAGGUAGAUCCCACGGCUGAGGAACUGCAACAGGCCCAGGCGUCCAAGUCGUCCACACACGCCGUCUCAACGGCCACGACCACUACAAGCGCAACUGUGAUGGCGGGAACUACGACGCGCCGAUUUGUGCUCAAGCGUCGCCUGCAAAACGGUGCCUCCGCCUCUCCAAGCAAUAGCAACGGCGCAAACGGGGGAGAAGCCAACAGCACCAAUAGCCAGCUGGUCCCGCAACUGAUUAGCACUGCCUCCUCGCUCAGCAACAAUACACCUAGCGCCGGCAGCGCUCUCCUAGCUAAAGGUGUCGCCAGUGUCGGUACCGGAAGCCUUAAAAUUCGCAAGAUCGAACAGUAGCAUACGGGCGCCGGCUCUGAGCCAGUCGCAGAGAUGCCACCGCUACAGCUGCUGCAAAUGUUACGCCCACUGUAAAUAUCAAGAAAACAAUUAUACAAAUCGUACAUUUAAAAUAUGCCCAACAUUUCUUAAAUUAAUAUUAAUUAUAAAAAGAAAAAACAAAACUCGUCAAAUAUAUUGAAUAGUGAAGUUAUAUGAAAAACUCCAUUCGUUUCUAUAUCGAAUA